Xenopus laevis (African clawed frog) is the source of this 1695-nucleotide messenger RNA. RefSeq names its product LIM domain only 1 L homeolog (gene lmo1.L). Lineage: Eukaryota; Metazoa; Chordata; Amphibia; Anura; Pipidae. The transcript has 5 exons. The record is from RefSeq and is a predicted model, not a curated record. The coding region runs from base 882 to 1352 and encodes 156 amino acids.
ACUCACACACUCACACACUCACUCACACACUCACUCACACACAGGCUGGCUGUGCUUUUGUGUUUUGUCAGAAUUAAUGAGAAAAGUUCUCUCGCCCUAGGGAUAAUUAGUGUCCUUGGAGUUAAAUAAGCUAAUACUUAGACACCUCUGGCACAGGCAAUUAUGUUUGUGUAUUGAAUAAUUGAUUCAAAGGAGGGGGAAGGGCUGCUAAUCAGAUCUGAGCAUAAUGAAUUGAUUUAAUUAACAGGGGAAUCGGAGGGUCUCUGGGAAAUGCGUGCAUUUAUUCAGCAGCAGAAGGAGAGCUCGCAGCACAUAAAUUGAGAGAGAGAGAGAGCGCACACCAGGCUUCCAGCAGUCCCUUUCCCUCGGCGUACCCCCUCUCUCUGCUUGCAGGAUAUCAUUUUAGAUUUAAAGUGAAUUCGAAAGGCACUCGACCAGCCGAGAGGCUCAGCACCACGACUCCCAGCCGUCCCUUUCCCUUUCCGUCUGUUUGAUUCCAGCCUGGGGAGAGCGAAGCCGAAGAGAGACAGAGACUCCAAUCCCCCUUUGCCAUUAUUAUUUCUCCAGUUCUUCCUCUAUCCUUAAGGGACUGGGAUUGUGCCGUUGGCCGUGCCGUUCCCCCCCCCCCACCGGUGGAAUUUUUUCAUUUUCGCCUCGAUGCAAUCCAGGGGAAAAGUCAACCGUUGGUGCCAAUAGAACUGGCUCGCCGGAUAAGGACGACCGACUGCAUAGGAAGCGCGUCUGUAUUCCAUAAAAACGUGCGGUGGAGGCUACUAGCGGAGGAGCGUCUACUCUCCAAGUCCCUUCAGCAUCUGGGACGAUGGUGUUGGACAAGGAGGAGGGGCUCGUGUUGUCUGCGUAACUUGCCUCUCCCGACCAAGAUGCAGCCUUGCUUCAUAAACAGAGGUGUCCCGAUGCUCUCGGUGCAGCCCAAAGGCAAACAGAAAGGCUGUGCCGGGUGCAACCGGAAGAUUAAGGACCGGUACCUGCUGAAGGCUCUGGAUAAAUAUUGGCACGAGGACUGUCUAAAGUGCGCCUGCUGCGACUGUCGCCUCGGGGAGGUCGGAUCAACUCUCUACACAAAAGCAAAUCUCAUCCUCUGCCGCAGAGAUUACCUGAGGCUGUUUGGCACCACGGGAAAUUGUGCCGCUUGCAGUAAACUGAUCCCUGCGUUUGAGAUGGUGAUGAGAGCGAGAGAUAAUGUUUAUCACCUGGACUGUUUCGCCUGCCAACUCUGUAACCAGAGAUUUUGUGUAGGGGACAAGUUUUUCCUAAAGAACAACAUGAUCCUGUGCCAGAUGGACUACGAGGAGGGCCAGUUGAACGGAAGCUUUGACUCGCAGGUCCAAUAGCCCAGGAGGUCGGAGCCGGUGGAAGGGGGGGGAUGUUCUGCCGUGAAGAGCGUCUGUCGGCUUUGCCUGCAAUAUUUUUUUAACUUCUCGCCCCCCCUCCCCAAAGGACUGUAUACAAUGUAGUACCCCCCUCCCUGUACAACACAAAGCAGUUGCUAUCGACGAUGUACAGUUGUGAGCACUUAGCUGAGCACUGCAUUCGCCUGUAUGUCUGUGAGGGUCCGCGGGGGUGGGCUCCGGAAAGGUUCUGUACAGUCUGUUUUAUGUAUAUAUACCGAACAUUUAUUUUAUGAAAAUGUAAUGCAAUUUUAUUACUGGUGUGAAAUUAAAGAUUAUGAAUGUU